CUGGAGGUUGCUGUCUUCUUGGACACUGUAUGGACGGUUAUGCUUGACCCAGAAAGUUUCUGGAUGCAAACUCUGGAAGACUUUAAUUAGUAUUUACAUUAAUAUUUUGUGUUAAGGAAUCCCUGGAAGCACUGUGACCACCACCUCUGCCAGCACCAUGCCCACCGUCUCCAUCGUCUCGGCGUCCCCAGCACCAUCCCCACCGUCACUGCGUCCCCAGCACCAUCUCCACCGUCUCCAUCAUCUCGGCGUCCCCAGCACCAUCCCCACCGUCACAGCGUCCCCAGCACCAUCUCCACCGUCUCCAUCGUCUCCGCGUCCCCAGCACCAUCCCCACCGUCUCCACCGUCACGUCGUCCCCAGCACCAUCCCCACCGUCUCCACAGUCACGGUGUCCCCAGCACCAUCCCCACCGUCACUGCAUCCCCAGCACCAUCUCCACUGUCUCCAUCGUCUCAGCGUCCCCAGCACCAUCCCCACCGUCUCCAUCACCUCAGCGUCCCCAGCAUCAUCCCCACCGUCUCCACCGUCACGGCGUCCCCAGCACCGUCCCCACCGUCACAGCGUCCCCAGCACCAUUCCCACCGUCUCCAUCGUCUCAGCGUCCCCAGCACCAUUCCCACCGUCUCCACCAUCACGGCAUCCCCAGCACCAUCCCCACCUGCCAUAGAGACUCUCACUUCUCCUUCAGGUCUCCACUCACCUUCACUUCCCUUACUCUUCAACCUAGAUAUGUGUAUUCUUCCUUCAUAGAAUUUAGCUUAGAUUGCAGCUAGAUUGCAACUAGAUGCUCCCAUGUGUGUGAUUAAUGCCCGUCUCUCUCAUGAAGCCAUAAAAAGAAUUGUUUGUUUAGCUCA
Bubalus bubalis (water buffalo) is the source of this 857-nucleotide messenger RNA. RefSeq names its product vegetative cell wall protein gp1. The record is from RefSeq and is a predicted model, not a curated record. The transcript is spliced from 2 exons. The coding region runs from base 158 to 670 and encodes 170 amino acids. Lineage: Eukaryota; Metazoa; Chordata; Mammalia; Artiodactyla; Bovidae.